Molecule: messenger RNA, 2502 nt
Organism: Arachis stenosperma
Lineage: Eukaryota; Viridiplantae; Streptophyta; Magnoliopsida; Fabales; Fabaceae
Product: DEAD-box ATP-dependent RNA helicase 31-like
Exons: 10
Coding region: 37-2214 (725 amino acids)
Cellular component (GO): chloroplast
Molecular function (GO): RNA helicase activity; ATP binding; nucleic acid binding
Source: RefSeq, a predicted model, not a curated record
CCAUAAGGAAUAGCCGUUAUCCCUUUCUUCUUCAGAAUGCCAACAACUAAGCUCUUCUUCUCCCAACUCCGUCUUCUCCAUCUCCCUUCUCCUUCUUCUUCUUCUUCUCUCACAAUGAAGCCACCAUCUUCAUUAUUCCUCUCUCGUCCUUCUAGAACUUUCUUCCCUACCUUCCCUUUCAAAUUCAAGUACCUCGCCCUCCGAAACGCACCGUUUCGCGCCCUUUCCACUCGCUCCGACUCCACGCGCCGCAAAGAAAGGCCUCGCCUUUCUUCUCCCUCCGCCACCCCAAAGAGCUUAAUUGACGACGAGGCUGAGCUCAGUGACUGGGUCGACGAGAUUAGAACCGCGCGAGUUGACUCGGACUUUGGUGAGUCAACUCGGAAUCGUAGGCAAGUUCGCCGUGACACUAAUUCGAACUCGUCGUUCUCGCGGAAUUCGGGGUUUUCGCAGCGCAGAUUCGGUCGCGAAUUGGAGAAGGAAGACAAUGGCGGAUUCAGGACAAGGAAGAGAAGGGGUGUGGAAUUGAACAGAGGAAGUGGAGGGAAGAGUUUGAGCAGAAAACCUAAACCCCAAUUGAUGAGCGAUGAUGAAGAUGAUGAAGUGGUUGUGAGAAAGGGAUUCAAGGGUUUUCUGAGUGAGGAAGAGGAAGAAGAAGAAGAAGAAAGUGGUGAGAGUGAGGAUGAUGAGAUUGUGAGAAAGAGUAGAACUGCUUUGUUUGGUGGCACUAAACAACAACAACAACCAGCAACAGCAGCUCCAAGAGCUUCUUCACCUUCUGGAACUGAUUCUUAUUUGAGUGACACCAGGUUCGAUCAAUGUUCAAUCUCCCCACUAUCAUUAAAAGGAGUCAAGGAUGCUGGAUAUGAGAAGAUGACUAUUGUUCAGGCGGCAACUCUUCCUGUAAUACUCAAAGGUAAGGAUGUCCUUGCCAAGGCUAGAACAGGCACUGGGAAAACAGUUGCCUUUUUGCUUCCAUCAAUUGAAGUUGUUGCAAAUUCACCACCAACUGAACGUGAUCAUAGGCGGCCACCAAUUCAUGUGCUUGUCAUAUGUCCAACUCGAGAGCUUGCAAGUCAAGCGGCUACAGAAGCUGCUAAAUUGCUUAAGUAUCAUCCUACCAUUGGUGUUCAGGUUGUAAUUGGAGGGACGAGACUUGCCUUAGAACAGAAACGUAUGCAAGCAAAUCCUUGCCAGAUCCUUGUUGCUACACCUGGAAGGCUUAGAGAUCAUGUGGAGAAUACUGCUGGCUUUGCAACUCGGCUGAUGGGUGUGAAAGUGUUGGUGCUUGAUGAAGCUGAUCAUUUACUGGACAUGGGAUUUCGGAAAGACAUUGAGAAGAUAAUUGCAGCAGUACCUAAACAACGACAAACACUCAUGUUUUCUGCCACUAUUCCGGAUGAGGUGCGUCAAGUCUGUCAUAUUGCUUUGAGAAGGGAUCAUGAGUUUAUCAAUACGGUUCAAGAGGGAACUGAGGAGACGCACUCACAGGUUCGCCAAGCACAUUUAGUUGCCCCAUUAGACAAGCAUUUCUCUUUACUCUAUGCUCUUCUAAAGGAGCACAUUGCGGAUGAUGUUGACUAUAAGGUUCUUGUGUUCUGCACAACCGCCAUGGUGACAAGACUUGUUGCCGAACUUCUUGGCGAGUUGAACCUGAAUGUCAGAGAAAUCCAUUCAAGAAAGCCUCAGAGUUAUAGAACCAGAGUCUCUGAAGAAUUUCGCAAGUCAAAGGGACUUAUCUUGGUUACAUCCGAUGUGUCUGCACGUGGAGUUGAUUAUCCAGAUGUCACUCUUGUUGUACAGGUUGGUUUACCCGCUGACAGAGAACAGUAUAUACAUAGACUUGGUAGAACGGGACGUCGAGGGAAAGAAGGGCAGGGCAUAUUGCUUUUGGCUCCAUGGGAAGAGUUCUUCUUAUCUACCGUAAAAGAUUUGCCUAUUGAGAAAGCUCCCGUACCUUCUGUUGAUCCUGACACAAAGAAAAAGGUGGAAAGGGCUCUAUGCCAUGUUGAGAUGAAGAACAAAGAAGCAGCAUAUCAAGCAUGGCUUGGUUACUACAAUUCGAACAAGAAGAUCGGGCGCGACAAGUAUAGGCUCGUAGAGCUUGCAAAUGAGUUCAGCAAAUGCAUGAUGCUUGAUAACCCUCCUGCUAUCCCCAAGCUUGUUCUUGGCAAGAUGGGACUUAGAAAUAUCCCUGGUUUGCGUUCCAAAUAGGUAGGUUUUUUUUCAAUUCAAUUUCUACUAUAGGUCUUUUCAAAGGUAGAAAUUUCAUUCUUAUAGUUAUCUCUUAUAUAAAUUAUAAUUUGUAAGAGUAGAAAUAUUAUUCUUAUUAUGAUUAAAUUAUAUUAUGUUCAAGUUUUGUUUUUAUCAAAGUUUGUGAUAUUGCCUGGUAAUUCUAGUCAUGGAUGAAUCAUGUUUCAACAAAAUGAUGAUGGAAUAUUGUAACAAUUUGGAGAUAUUCAUAGAAUUAUGCAUACAUGGUUUGCAAAUUUAUAAUAAAUG